This is a messenger RNA of Mandrillus leucophaeus (drill), 1637 nucleotides long. Its product is annotated as putative POM121-like protein 1. NCBI's taxonomy places the organism in Eukaryota, Metazoa, Chordata, Mammalia, Primates, Cercopithecidae. The record is from RefSeq and is a predicted model, not a curated record.
AUGCACACAAGUCUGUUCUCCACUUCCUCUGGGAAGUUCCUCAAAUUCAGCCAGCCACAGCUGCCCCGGCACCGAGGAGCUGACUGCGGCUCCAGUGCAGGGCCUGCUCCUUCCGCUCCUAUUCCCUUCAGUGUGCCCUGGGCCGGGGCCAGGAAUGGUGGGGUACCUAUUGUGUGCACCACCCACCCCCACCAAGGCGUUGCCAGCAGAUGCCUUGUGUGCAUCCCUGGCCGCGCCAGUCCCUUAAGGUCUCCCUUCCUACGAAGAUCUGUGACUCGCACCGUCUUUGCACGCGGUGUCCUGCAGCUCAGCCAGUGCACUGAGCACAAGGACUCUCUGUGGGUCCCAGGAGCAGGGAGUCACCCUUUUGGGGCCCACAACACCCGGCUGGCUCCAGACUCGUGUCCAGAGAAGAUCAUGUUGAAGGCCCUCAAGGAGAAGGGGGCAGGGAUGCCUGAGCAGGACAAGGACCCCAGGGUCCAAGAGAGUGAUGAUCAGAGAAGGGUUCCCGAGAGCACCGGGGAUGCACGGUCUGCAUUUAGGCCCCUGCGGGACGAUGGAGGCCUCCCUCCCUUCGUGCCCAGGCCUGGACCUCUGCAGAGAGACCUCCAUGCCCAGAUGUCAGAAGUCUGGGAUAGUCUGGGAUAUACCCAGAGAUCUCAGUCCUCCUGGAUGAGCUCAUGCCCCAAACGAAAUGCCAUCUUGAGCUCCUACAGCUCCCCAGAAGGCUUCCUGUCACUAAAGAGGAGGAGAGGGCCAGCCUCAUCCCACUGUUGGCUGCCCCUCAAGUCCUCAAAGACGGUGAGUGAGGACCGGCCUCAGGCUGUCUCUUGGGGUCUCGCCCAGUGUGAAAAGGUAGCAGAUGCAGCACCAGGGCAGACACUUGCCCCCAGGAAUGGCUCCCCGACAUCCCAGGCCUCUAGGCCCCGUAGACACAAGUUUCCCCUGCUGCUGCUCAGGCAAGGGGAGCCUCUGAUGCUGCCACCUGCCUUACAGCUGGUCCGGGUCACUGUUGAAAACCUGGACCUCGAGAAGGAGGUGGCACUCCGGUGCAACAGUGCACUGUGGGAUGAGGCUAAGGCCCUCUGUGACUGCAGACCCUCACGGCCUUCCCACACUUUGUCCUCACUUGCAACAGGGACUUCUCGUCUGCCUGUUGUACAUAAAGCACCCAGCAUGGAUGUACAGCAGGAGAGACACAAGUCCCAAGACUACGUGUCUGUCUUUCUGGGCUGUCUUAUCUGUGCCAUUGAUCUGUGUGUCUAGUUUUAUGCUAGGACCAUGCUGUUUUGGUUAGCACGCACUUGUCAAAAAUUUUGUCAUUCUAAUUUGCAGUGAAAUGGGAUGCCUUUAGUUUUGUUGUUUUUGGUGAGGAUGACUUUGGUUCUUUGAGCUCUUUUUUGGUUUCAUAUGAGUUUUAUGAUUUUCCAGUUCUGUGAGUGAUGAUGUUGGUAUUUUGGUAGGGGUUGUAUUGAAUCUCUAGACUGCUUUGGGCAGUGUGGUCAUUUUAAUGCUAUGAAUUCCUUCUGUGGGCAUGAAAUGAUUGUCCAUUUCUUUCUCUCCUCUUAAACAUUUUCAUCAGUGUUUUCUAGUUUUCCUUGUAGAAAUCUUUCACCUCCUUGGUAAAACUUUUUCUG